AUGUCUAGAAUGGGAGAUCCUUAUCGUACUUCCUCGGAAGCCCUUAGCAAUUAUGGCGGCAGCGGCCGUGGCGGCGGGGCUAACCGUUGGGAUAAUGAGCGACUUGCUUCGGAGCGCGACCGAGUUCGUUUUGCAACAGAACGAGAAGAGCGAGAUUCACGAUUUCUUCGAGCUACCGCUGGUCAUACACGAGAACGAUCUUUUGAUGAUGUUUAUGAACGUCGAGGUCCACGAGGAUAUGAAGAGGAACGUGAACACUAUGAAGAACGAGACUAUUACGAUUCACCAAGAUUUCAACGAGAACCAGAACCAGGAAGAAAAAGACAUACAACUAUUACAAUGGAUAGAGAACGAGAGAGGGAAAGAGACGAGUCCCCGCCUCGAAGAGCUGGUGGCAGACCAGCAUUUUUGAGAAGACAGAGCUCCCUUGAUACCUUUGACCGCAAGCCGUUGGUGCGAUACGAGAGAGAAAGGGAGAUGGAGAGAGAUGAGUAUGGUCCUCCUGCCAGACGUCCAGAUCUAAGACCGCCUCCUUUGACACCUGUUCCACUGCCAAGAGGUAGAGGAUUACCACCACCGAGACGAUAUGCCGAAAGAGAUUACGAGGAUAUCAAGGUUGCCGAACCAGACUUCUAUGGCGAUGAGGACUUCCGAGCUUAUCCGGAAAGAAUCAGAGAAAGGGAAAUUGUGAGACGAAGGAGAAGAAGUCACGAAAGGCGAAGCCAUAGAAGUCACAGCAAGGAAAGUCGUUCAACCGCUACAAGAAGUGUUCGAAGCGAGAGUGUCAGCUCGUCAGAUAGUGGUACCACGAUCUCGGUGAGAAGUGAGUUUCCUAAGAAGGGAAAGACAAGAAUGCCAGCUAGAUUGGUCAGCAAGAAAGCUAUCAUCGAUUUAGAUUACCCUUUCGAAGAAGAGGGUGAUACAAUCAUCAUUCAAAAGGCACUUGGAAGAGAGAAUAUCGAUGAAGUUAUCAGAUUAAGUGAAGAAUAUAAAACAGCUGAGAAACUCGAAAUGUCCGGUGGCCGAUCAGAAGCUGGGACCAUAAUCGAAGAACGUACUGAGGUUUUCAAUAUUCCACCACCUCCAUCAAUAAUACACCACGCUCCUCCACCUCCUCCAUCAGUACACUAUGCGCCUCCCCCUCCACCAGAGCCAGUGCACUAUGCACCCCAACCUCCACCAGCGCCAGCGCCAGCUCAAUGGGCACCACCUCCUCCAUCGGUUGUGUACGCACCACCUCCUCCACCAGUUAUAUAUGCACCACCACCGCCCCCUCAACAAAACGUUGAGAUUCAUGAAACCACCCAGAUAGUGGAGCGUUCUCCAUCUCCAGCAAGAAGUGCAUACUCACACCAUAGCCACCAUAGCCACCACAGCCACCACACUCACCACCAUCAUGACCCUGUCAUAUUGGAAGGACGCCCUCGAUCGGUAGAUGAAGAAAGUGUAUUUUAUGAAAAGCGUGAAAUCAUUGAACGCACGGAGCCUAUUGGUGCGAUGACCGUAUCACGCUCUCAUAGUCAUCGUAAAGAUGAACGCUCAAUUCGAGCUGAGAUCAAAGCGCUCGAGGCAGAGAAGGAAGCCCUCAAAGCGGAUCGACGGGCUAAUCGAGAGUUACGACGCGCAGAGCGACUUCGUCGUGAAGGUGCCCGACACAGUGACAGCCAGUUGGUACUUUACGAAGAUGAGAUUCACGAUGGAAGAGAUGUGACCAUUGUGAGAAGGGAGAGAAUCGUGGAGCCUGAAGGAGGUGUUAGGAUCGAAAAAGACCGAAAAGCACCUCCACCAAAAUUGGUUAGAGCCAUGUUGGCUACCCUUACUUAA
Molecule: messenger RNA, 1824 nt
Organism: Sclerotinia sclerotiorum 1980 UF-70
Lineage: Eukaryota; Fungi; Ascomycota; Leotiomycetes; Helotiales; Sclerotiniaceae
Exons: 4
Coding region: 1-1824 (607 amino acids)
Biological process (GO): actin filament polymerization
Cellular component (GO): cytoplasm; actin filament
Molecular function (GO): microtubule binding; actin binding
Source: RefSeq, a predicted model, not a curated record